This is a messenger RNA of Erythranthe guttata (spotted monkey flower), 1557 nucleotides long. The record is from RefSeq and is a predicted model, not a curated record. NCBI's taxonomy places the organism in Eukaryota, Viridiplantae, Streptophyta, Magnoliopsida, Lamiales, Phrymaceae.
AUGGCAAGACGACUAACCCGGAGUUCCCAAGACACUCCCACUAAUGAACCAACCGACCAUAACCAAACCAUCCAUAACCUCUCGAACCUUAUUCGAGAACAAGCCCAAAACCACCAAAGACAAAUUGACCAACUUCUCCGACGAAACCAUCCUCCUCCGCCUCCUCCUGAAGCAGCACCUCACGCGAUUUACGAACAAUUCCUCAAAAUGAACCCCUCUGAAUUUCAUGGUGGAACCGAUCCGACGAUAGCCGAAGAAUGGGUCAAAUCCCUAGAAGUAAUCUACGACUACAUGCAAAUGGCCGAUCGUGAUCGUGUGAAAUGCGCUCUUUUCCUACUUCGAAAUGAAGCUCGUCACUGGUGGGAAGGAGUCAAAGAAGGAGUCGACCUCGACACUAUACAAUGCACCGACUUCAAACUACAAUUCUUAGAAAAAUAUUUUUCCAAAGACGCACGUGCCCACAAACUGAAGGAAUUUCUAGAACUUCGUCAAGGUGAACCGCCGAUGCUCGAAUACAUCCCUCGCUUCGAACGUGGCUGUCUCUACGCCCCAUUCAUCGCUCGAGAUCCCGAAGAGAAAAAGAAUCACUUCAUCCGUGGCCUACAACCUGAAAUCCGACGAGAUAUCCGUAUGUCCGACGCCUCGACUUUCAGACAACUAGUGGACAAAGCCCUGAUGGCAGCCCAAGACGAAAAGGAGAUCCAACAGAACCGUCGAUCUCAAGGCACGAGUCAACGCCCAUGGAAGAAGGCUAACUUCGGCAACCACAAAUUCAAGGGCAUCCGAAGCCAACCAUCGAAUCAAUCUGGACUCCCACAGCCGCCCAAACCAACUUGCCAACAAUGCGGGAAAUCACACUUUGGAGCUUGUGUACAAGGGACGAACAUGUGCUUCAGAUGUAGAAAGACCGGACACAUAGCAAGGGAUUGUCCGAACGCUCCGAAUCGUGCCCAAGGACGUGUGUUUGCUAUGACAAAGGAGCAGAUUGAUCAAGAUCCCUCAAUGAUAGCAGGUACUAUAUACAUUUUCGACGAACCUGUCUAUGCCUUAAUUGAUUCCGGUUCUACUCACUCUUUCAUAUCGGAGAAUAUGAUUACAAGCCUUAAGAUCAAACCUAGUCGCUUGAAUCACGACUAUAGUAUACUCAGUCCCUCUGGCGAAGAAAUGAUCCCGAACCUAGUACUGACCAACUGUUCAAUCCGAGUUCAUUCACAACCUAUGAAUUUCGACCUCAUUGUCCUGCCAAUCCUCAAUUUUAAUAUCAUUCUAGGAAUGGAUUGGUUAACCGAAUAUAAAGCCCAAAUUGACUGUGCUCCGAAAACAGUUAUUUUUCCUCUUCCAAACGGCCAAAUCUUAAAAUUCCAAAGCCAAGCCAAAACUUCGAUUCCAAUGAUCUCCGCCAUAAAAGUCGUCAAACUCAUUCAUAAAGGGCAUUUUGGCUAUCUAGUUGAUGCUGUGAAUCCCGAACCCGACGCCAAAUCAUUUUACAUCGAAGUUUUAUAUUAUAUAUAUUUACUGUCUACUUUUACUCAAACAUAUUGGUUGGCCCAGUGGUAA